Molecule: messenger RNA, 1694 nt
Organism: Haliotis rufescens (red abalone)
Lineage: Eukaryota; Metazoa; Mollusca; Gastropoda; Lepetellida; Haliotidae
Product: 39S ribosomal protein L44, mitochondrial-like
Exons: 10
Coding region: 13-1053 (346 amino acids)
Biological process (GO): regulation of gene expression; rRNA processing; primary miRNA processing
Cellular component (GO): nucleus
Molecular function (GO): double-stranded RNA binding; ribonuclease III activity
Source: RefSeq, a predicted model, not a curated record
UACAUUUUCAAAAUGGCCGCGUCCAUGCGACGAGUGUGCAAAACAUGUUUUCAGAGAAAGUUCUACAGGACAUUAUUUAAGACAAAUCCAUGUGUUGUUGUGCCAGAUAAAGGCUACAAGCGAUGGGUUCCAAAGAUCGACAACAUGUUGUAUAAUCGCAGACUUGCGGCGGGUCCGGAGGUGGAGAGACAUCGGUCAGAGUGGAUCAACUGGAAUUAUGAUGCUGAAGUAUAUGCUUUCGGUAAACGACUGGGUGAGGAGUUUGAAGAAGGUACGCUGCGGAGAGCUUUGACACACAGGUCCUACAUAGAGAAAGAAGAAGAAAGGCGAAGAGAACUGGGUAUUGACCUUGAUGCCGCACCGCUUGGACUUUCAGAUAACCAGGAAUUAGCCGCUAUUGGUGCUGAGUCUAUGAGUGUGUACAUCAAGGCCUAUCUGCGCCAUGUGUAUCCCCGCUUGUUUGAAGAAGGCGUAAGUGCUAUACAUGAUCAUUUGAUAUCAACUGAAGUGCUGUCCAAAAUAGCUUCACAUAUAGGACUGACGGACCUCAUCCUUUGUCAGGAGUUUCCUGUGGGCGCGGGGACUCAGAGUGAUACACUCCAAGCAGUCAUUGGAGCGCUUGAACAUGGCCAGGGCAGAGACAGAGCUCAUCUGUUUGUUCGCGACUUUGUGCUGCCCCAGCUGAUAGAAACAGACAUGGCAGAGCUGUGGACUGUCCCCAACCCCAUGGGGCUCCUCACCGACAUACUGGCGAGGGAGGGCCGGCCACCCCCGGAACCCAGGUUACAGUGGAGUUCAGCUUCCCAGACCGUGAUGUCCCUGUACUACGUCGGCAUCUACUGUGAUGGACAACUCCUGGGCCAGUCUCCAGGUGAGACUCUGACGAUUGCAGAGGAGAUGGCAGCUAGAGAUGCAGUGAAGAACCAGCUGGGACUCGCGGACAGCCGGUCCCCACUCCCCCUCGGCAGCCUCGCCAACACGCUACAGCUCGACUUUGACAGAGUGAACCCAUGUGUGGCAGACUUGACAGCCUUGGAAGCGUCUUCGAUGUAGGACUUUGUGUCAGAAGUGCUGUAAACAAUCAUACAUCAAAUAUGGAGUGCACUGCGUGAUGGCACAUUGAAGAGGAUUGCUCAUCACUGAAGCCUCCUUGCAAUUGAUGCCUAUGUGACAGACAAAAUGAAAGUGCCCCCAGUAUUAGUGUUGUGGCACAAGGAUUCAUCAAUCUCUCAUUGCCAGCACUGUCACCUGCAAUUAUAUGUACAUCUUCCUGAGGCAAGGGAGUUAACUGACUGUGAAAGUCCAGUUUCCACCCUUGAUAAACUAGGCUGGAGUUUCUGGGCUCUAUUGUAGCGCCGCCAGUGGCUAUUACCAGUUAUGUCCCUUCUAUGUUUCUAUUGACCAAUCAGAUUCCACGUAUCAUUCGCAUAUGUUUCAAACAAAAUGGCAGCGCGCAGUCAAGGCGUUCAGAUCGUUAUGCAAGAUCUAUAUCGUAAUAAAAUGGGUCUUAUCUCGCGAAGUGCAUCACAUCAGGUGAACACCUUGAUAACCAACAUGAAAAGACUCUGUACAAGAAGCAUUGAGACUGAUGUGCCAGCGGAAUAGUCACAGGUGUUGUUAAUUUUACAUAGCAUGUAGCAGGCAACUGAUGUGUUCAGUGUUACAUUGUGAUAAAAUAAACUAUUGAAAUACUA